This is a messenger RNA of Opisthorchis viverrini, 321 nucleotides long. RefSeq lists its product as hypothetical. The record is from RefSeq and is a predicted model, not a curated record. Lineage: Eukaryota; Metazoa; Platyhelminthes; Trematoda; Opisthorchiida; Opisthorchiidae. The transcript is spliced from 2 exons. Bases 1 to 321 code for a protein of 106 amino acids.
AUGCCAGAGGACGUUCACGGUUUAGCAGAAAAUGGUGUUCCUCUUUGGGACUCAUCCCGCGGUUCUCUAUCUGGCGACGCGGGAGACUCCACGAAUCAAGAGGCGACAGAUGGGAUCCGAAAUUCCUGUGGCACUAGGUUUCAGAACCUGGAACCCCUGACUAUUCUUUUCCAACUGAAUCGUUCAGCUGUAGCACCCUUUCGGUGCCCAGCUGCCAUGCCACAAGAAGGAAGCACGAGGGCUGGGAUACUGCCAGGUUGCCCAAGCCUAGACAGGGGAAGUCGAGUGGCAGAAGUCGGGUUCGAACCUUCCGAUCAGUAA